AUGAAGGUGUACUCGCCUCCGAGGAGGAGGCUCAAGCCCGGUCGCGUCCUCUUCCUCAUCUCAGGUGUGCUGCUGUGUUUCGUCUACACGCUGACUCUGAAGGCCAGGCUGUCAGAGCCACGAGCCUCCGCCCAGACGGAUGACGCUCUCGGUGAUGAUGUUGUGGAGGUCAACAUUCGGGAGGUGAUGGCGUCCAAUGAGACGGAGGAGGAGGAAGUUGUUUCACCUGAGAGCACCAGACCUCCUCCGGUGAUAAUCGUCAACAGGACAGAUAUCGAACAGUGUAUCUACGUAGAUCCUCAACCUCCCAAACCUCCUCCAACUCCACCGCCACCAACCACCACCCCUCUACCCCCACCCCAGCCCCCUCACAAGAAGGGUGAUUACCCCGAGGACAUCUUCUCAGUGGAGCAGCGACAGCAGGGCUGGGUGGCCCUGCACGUCAUGGGCAUGGUCUACAUGUUUGUCGCUCUGGCCAUCGUUUGCGACGAGUUCUUUGUUCCGGGGCUGGAGGUCCUCACCAUCAAACUGCAGAUCUCUGACGACGUGGCCGGGGCAACCUUUAUGGCGGCAGGAGGCUCUGCCCCGGAGCUCUUCACCUCCCUGAUCGGCGUCUUCGUCUCCCACAGCAACGUGGGCAUCGGCACCAUCGUGGGCUCGGCCGUCUUCAACAUCCUGUUUGUGAUCGGCAUGUGCGCCAUCUUCUCCCGGGAGAUGUUGCACCUCACCUGGUGGCCGCUCUUCAGAGACGUUACCUUCUACAUCCUGGACCUCAUCAUGCUCAUCGUCUUCUUCCUGGACAACAUGAUCCUGUGGUGGGAGAGCUUGAUGCUGUUGAUGGGCUACAUCAGCUACGUGAGCUUCAUGAAGUUCAACAGUCAGAUCGAGCACGUGGUCAAGACCCAGAUCAACAGGCACAUGAAUAUCGUCAAGGUGUGGACCGCAGAGGAGCCGGAGAAGGAGAGUGAAGCUUCUCCAGCACCACCUCCUCCUGCUGCACCAAAAACUGAAGAUGAAUCCAAACAAGAACCUGAUCCACCUCUGAGCCCCCCUCAACGCAACAAACCGCCAUCAGAUCCAUCAGAUGAAAAAGCAAAACUCAAAGUUCGUCCCAUCCUGCAGCGAGGCGGCAGCGCUGCCUCCCUCCACAACGCCUCGAUGAGGAGCACCAUCUUCCAGCUGAUGAUCCACACACUGGAACCUCUGGGAGAAGAUGAUGAUCCAAAGCCGACUGAGCCAGCCAGUGCUGCUGCUGCUGCCGCCGAGCCGUCAACCUCACAGCCUCAAAAGACGGAAGAGAAGAGCGAGAAGACGGCCGACCAGCCAGACGAGUCAAAGGGGGCAGCAGUGGGAUCAGAGGGCUCGGAGGGCAGCGCUGGGGACAAGAGCAGUGAUGAGGAUAGCGUCGACUCUGGUGAGGGUGAUGAUGAUGAUGAUGAUGAUGAUGAUGAUGAUGGAGACAAGGAGGACGAGGAAAAGGAGGAAGAGGAGGUGGAGGAGGAGAGUGAACCGUUGUCUUUAAAGUGGCCUGAAACCAGAAGCAAGCAGGCCACCUACCUGUUCCUGCUGCCCAUCGUGUUCCCACUGUGGCUCACGCUGCCUGACGUCCGCAACCCGGAGGCCAAACGGUAUUUUGCCAUCUCGUUUAUCGGCUCCAUCCUGUGGAUCGGAGUUUUCUCCUACCUGAUGGUGUGGUGGGCUCAUCAGGUGGGAGAGACUAUAGGUAUCUCAGAGGAAAUCAUGGGCCUGACCAUCCUGGCGGCCGGGACGUCGAUCCCCGACCUGAUCACCAGUGUGAUCGUGGCCCGUAAAGGCCUGGGGGACAUGGCCGUGUCCAGCUCAGUGGGCAGUAAUAUCUUUGAUAUCACUGUGGGUCUGCCCGUCCCGUGGCUCAUUUACGCUCUGUUACACAACGGCGAGCCAGUAACCGUCAGCUCCAACGGCCUGUUCUGUGCCAUCGUGCUGCUCUUCGUCAUGCUCCUCUUCGUCAUCAUCUCCAUCGCCGUCUGUCGCUGGAAGAUGAGCCGAAAGUUGGGCCUGACCAUGUUCAUACUGUACUUUGUGUUCCUCGUGCUAAGCGUUAUGCUGGAGGAUCGCAUGCUCACCUGUCCCAUUUCAAUCUGA
Molecule: messenger RNA, 2124 nt
Organism: Anoplopoma fimbria (sablefish)
Lineage: Eukaryota; Metazoa; Chordata; Actinopteri; Perciformes; Anoplopomatidae
Product: sodium/potassium/calcium exchanger 1-like
Exons: 8
Coding region: 1-2124 (707 amino acids)
Biological process (GO): calcium ion transmembrane transport; long-term synaptic depression; long-term synaptic potentiation
Cellular component (GO): membrane
Molecular function (GO): calcium, potassium:sodium antiporter activity; calcium channel activity
Source: RefSeq, a predicted model, not a curated record